Messenger RNA from Nezara viridula (southern green stink bug), 1252 nucleotides. The record is from the annotation of a GenBank genome assembly. Lineage: Eukaryota; Metazoa; Arthropoda; Insecta; Hemiptera; Pentatomidae.
AUUCUUUGACAUAAUGCCUAUAUUUACAAUGUUGUCAGCUGGAGAGAUCGAUAGAAAGGAAGCGAUAUACAGUAAGCUGCGAUAGACUGGACUGCUAGCAAGGAAUGGUUGACACAUAUUUUAUUGAGAGUUUUGAGUUAUGAGAACUCUUAUUCUAGAUAAACGGAGGUCGCGUUCAGUGAAAUUAAAACCAUUGCACAUUGCCCAUGAGUCAACACACAGUUUGAAGAGACGGUUAUAUGACGUGUGAUAAUUGUUUUAGGAAAAAUAAAGCCUUAAAAUGGCUUCUGGUGAUAGCGUUGAUGAAAUUCAAGUUAUAGAUACAUUUAGUAAAAUGAAAACUGGAACUAAUGCUGAAUUUAAAGAUAACGAAAGUUACAGAGAAGUGGAUGAGGAUGGAAUUGAUGAUUAUGGAAAGAAAGAUGGUUCGCUAUCACGACAGAAUGGAGCUAUGGCUAGAAAUAAGUCAGAAAGAGAAAAGAAACUGGGACACCGGAGGGUAGGGACUGGAGGUGAAGUUACGUACAAGAAGAUUCAAACCUCACAAAUUAUGGGUUCUAUACAAUUAGGAAUACAACAUGCAGUAGGAGGCCUUGCAUCAAAACCAGAAAGAGACCUUCUUAUGCAAGAUUUUAUGACCGUGGAAACUACAACUUUCGCUGCUGAUGGCAGCAGUCUUACCCCUGCUCAUCAUUAUUCUGAAUUUACCUUUAAGACUUAUGCUCCUAUCGCUUUUCGUUAUUUUAGAGAUCUUUUUGGAAUUCAACCCGACGAUUUCCUCAAUUUGAAUCAAAAUCCAAGGACGCUGUUACCAAAGUUUUUUGGGCUUUAUUGUUAUCAGUGCAAUCAUAAAAACAUUAGAAUCGUAGCUAUGAAUAACUUAUUGCCUUCCUUAAUUCCUAUGCACCAAAAAUAUGAUCUGAAAGGUUCAACUUACAAAAGGAAGGCUUCUAAAUCUGAGCGAAAUAAAAAAUCUCCGACGUACAAGGACCUGGACUUUAUGGAUCAUCAUCCUGAAGGAAUAUUUUUAGAAGCUGACACGUAUACAGCUUUAGUUAAAACGAUUCAAAGAGACUGUAGGGAAAUAUCAGAACCUGAAGCAGGAUUUAGUGACAGAGGACUUCAAAGAGCGCGAUCCAUUAACAGGCACAAAUUAGUAGCUCAUUCGACGGCGAUGGAGAGCAUCCAAGCAGAGAGUCAACCUAUAGAUCACCAAGGAGAUGUGCCGUAUACUACGAAUGACUCUCAUUAG